Molecule: messenger RNA, 1776 nt
Organism: Halichondria panicea
Lineage: Eukaryota; Metazoa; Porifera; Demospongiae; Suberitida; Halichondriidae
Exons: 5
Coding region: 905-1663 (252 amino acids)
Cellular component (GO): membrane
Source: RefSeq, a predicted model, not a curated record
UCCCUUACCUUACCAAAACUACACUGUAUAAAUGGCAUACCUCUGAUGGAUGGCAUACUUAUCUCCAGAGUAUGACUACCUAUUCAAAGUGGUUCUAGUGGGUGAUGUGAGUCUUGGAAAGAGCUCCAUGAUCAGAGGAAUCACUGAUGGAUUUCCACCUGGUCCUCCUGUCAUCUCAAACAUUGGCGUUGACUUUGUUCCUUUCAAGUGGAUAAUAAAAUUGCCGAGUGUGAUCUGGUUGAGAGCAGACAAGUGAGCACAGAGAGAGGAAGAAUGUUUGCUGAAGAACAUGGACUCAAGUUUAUGGAGACCAAUGUUGUAACAGGAUAUUUUUAACUAGAGACAUGAGGUGCAUUGCGGACACCCUCUUGAAUCAGAAUGAACCAGAACAUGCAAGAAAGUCUAGGUCAAGAUGCUGAUAUUAACUCUACGACAAUUACUUGUUCUGUGACUUAGUGCCGUGGUAUUGUUGUGCUGUGGUCAUCUUAGAAAAAUUUGGCUCUGCCAAUGAUUUGCAGCUUUUGACCUUCUAGGUCCAAGCGUAAGCUAUAGGGGGUUAUUAGCCUCGUCCUCAGGCUUUUGUUUAGCUCUCGAUAUACAUGACUGUGAUGAAAAUGAUGGGACUUUACCUUUCAUUCCCUGUUCCUCUAAUAAUUAUGAGAACAGAGGGGAGUGCUUGAAGGGGCUGGAGUCGAGUCCUGAGCGCCCUAAGGCCUAAGGGUUAGGUAAAGAUCAUUAACUCAAUAACGCAUGUAUAGAUCUAAUUAUGGUUCUUGGUAAACAACAAAAGCAGGUCAUAUAUUAUAUUAUAGGACAUCGCAUAAAUUUGGCUUACACAACAGAGAAACCCUGAUAAAAGUGAACUAGCUAAGUGGCCAGGAAAAUAAAAACAAAGAGACAAGUCAUGAGUAGAUCUAACCCUCUGAGGCUGGGCCUGUCACACAUGGAACAGUCCCAGAGAUUUGUAAGGCCUAUAAGUCUAAAACCUGGCUUUAUGAAUGAGAAAGAUGUGUUGGAGAACGAAAGUGAACUUAGACCUACCACUGAAGAAGAUUCGGAAAGAGUCGAGGAAGAAGUAGUGGAGAUAUCGGGGGAGGGAAUUGAUGAGCUAGCAGAGAAUUCAUCCACAGAGGAGACAGUGACACCUAGGACGGUUGUUCAAUCAACCACACAGAAAAAGAAAGAUGUGUUGGAGAACGAAAGUGAACUUAGACCUAUCACUGAAGAGGAUUCAGAAAGAGUCGAGGAAGAAGUGUUGGAGAUAUUGGGGGAGGGAAGUGGGACGAUUCAAUCAACCCCACAGAAAAAGAAAGUCUCAUGGUGGAAGUUGACUGCCAUUGCAGCUGGCUCUGUGGUGGGUGGAGCUACUGUUGUUGUUGCUGCACCACUUGUAGUGGCUGGUCUCGGCUUCACAGCUGGUGGGAUAGCAUCUGGAUCCAUCGCAGCAUCCAUGAUGUCAGCUAUGGCUCCCACUGUGGCCGGAGGAAUUGUGGCCACACUACAGUCUGUUGGAGCUGCUGGGUUCAGUGCUGCAGGCGUUGCGGCCUUGGCUGGUGCUGGAGGCACUGUAGGAGCAGCAGCGACUGCUGGUACAGUAGCAUUGGCCAGUAGGAGGGAGAACGAGAAUGAGAGUUCUGAGACUGCUGAAGAUGAAACUACGUGAAGAUGACACUUAUUAAAAGUGUGUAUACAUGCAUGUAACAUUAUGUAGCUCAGUGUAAUUACAUGAACAGUCUGACAUGUUAUCACCAUUACAUUCCUUAAAUUAUAUACCUU